This is a messenger RNA of Salvelinus fontinalis (brook trout), 4466 nucleotides long. Its product is annotated as TBC1 domain family member 17-like. Bases 583 to 2511 code for a protein of 642 amino acids. Gene Ontology annotation, biological process: activation of GTPase activity. The record is from RefSeq and is a predicted model, not a curated record. The transcript is spliced from 17 exons. Gene Ontology annotation, molecular function: GTPase activator activity. Lineage: Eukaryota; Metazoa; Chordata; Actinopteri; Salmoniformes; Salmonidae.
AUAAUAGCUUCAUUAGCGUUUCCUUUUUGGGGGGUAAAUACAGGCGAAAAUAUUGAUAAGUCACCUUGUCCUAGAGAGAUUCACGCAGUUAUCAAAACGUCACACCAGCGUAAUCCUAAAUGAAAUACAGGCCUUGUUUUAAGUGUUUCUAAAAUACCCAAUGGGGAAAAAAUUAUGGUGGGAAAAAUAUUGGAACCAUUCUUGCCAAGUUAAAAACAACUGGGAAAAUACGUCAAAUCCUGACAUCGGUGAGCUCUGAUCUUCAGGUCGGAAAGUCGGAGCUCUAGAAAGAGGCCCGACUUCCUGAGUUGGAAUUCCGAGUUUGAUAACUGUUCUAAUCGUUUUUUCCGAGUCGGAGCUCGUUGUUUUGAACGCUCGGAAGUCGGAGAUUUCUGAUUCCCCAGUUCUGAGUUCCCCGUUGUUAUGAACGCGGCAUCUAUUCCAAUUUAGACGUGCCACCACCUAUGAUUGCUUGAUGUUCCUGACCACCUGACUGACGUAUAACGUAGACGGUGCAGUAUAUGAAGGCGGAAGUCUUCUCCUGACGACAAUUGUUUUGGAAAAAAGGCUAGUGGAAGAAAAAUGGAGCCAAAGGAUGAGACUAGUCACAAGCUGGUGUUUGAGAAGGAGGGGGUGUACCUUCACACCAAUGCCAAGAGGAGCAACCAGGACACCACAAUCCCAGGAUUCAUCCGUAUAGUGGAACGGGGUGGGGAGCCAGCUUUGGAGUGGAGCGCACUAGAGGACGAGGGCCGCAAUGCGGCUGCUGUAUUCUACACUAAAAAGGAUGGAGAAGGAGGGGUGGAGGACACCAACUUUGACCCUGGCUACGAGCCAGACUGGGCAGUCAUCAGCACAGUGAAGAGAGACCGAAUCAGAGAGCACCCCCCCGUCAAAGAGACAAGCCAGUGGUCGUUCUCCCUGCCUCUGUCGGAGCUGUACUCUCUGCGACGGUCCCGUUUCUCCCUGGGCCGUAACUUCCUGGUUUUUACCAGCAGGGGUGGCCACCCCCUCCCUCCUCUGCACUUCCACAGGGGGGGUACCAGGGAGCUGUUGAGGGCCCUGCAGCGUUACAUCAUCCUGGCCCCAUCACCUGUAGAUGGUCGUCUCUUCCUAGCAUAUCCCCAUGACUCUGGGGCUCUCUCUCAGUCCUUUGAUGAGCUGCACCUCUUUGACGAUGGAAGCUCCGACCUCGUCUCUCGGUUUAUUCAGGACCCUUAUGCCACCACCUUUGGGGGAUUCUCCAAGGUCACCAAUUUCUUCAGAGGGGCUCUACGACCACCAGAUUCCCCCUUCCACCCCCGUGGCCCUCAGGACCACCAUGGGCCCCCCUCAGCUGACGACGAACCAGGCUUUGAGCUCAUCACCUGUGGGGUGGAGCUUGGCCCUAAACCAGACGUAACCAGGGGACAGCCUCUCGACAAAUGGGAGGAGUUCCUGGACCCAGAGGGGCGUGUGAAGGACCCACAGCAAAUCAAAGAGCUGGUCUUCAGGGGGGGUAUCACACCAUCCCUGAGGAAGGACGUGUGGAAGUUUCUGCUGGGUUUCUAUCCCUGGAAUAGUACUGUGAAAGAGAGGGAGGACAUUCUGAGGAUGAAAACAGAUGAGUAUUUCAGAAUGAAGGUUCAGUGGAAGUCAGUCAGUGAAGAGCAGGAGAUGAGGAACUCCCUCCUCAGAGGAUAUCGCAGCCUGAUAGAAAGGGACGUGAGUCGGACGGACAGACACAACACCUUCUUCUCUGGCAACGACAACCCAGGCCUGACUCUUCUCAAUGACGUGCUGAUGACAUACUGCAUGUUCAACUUUGAUCUGGGCUAUGUCCAGGGGAUGAGUGACCUCUUGGCUCCUCUCCUUUUUGUCACUCAGAACGAAGUGGAGUCUUUCUGGUGUCUGACAGGUUUUAUGGAGAUGGUGCACCAGAACUUUGAGGAGUCUCAGGAGGCCAUGAAGCAGCAGCUCCUUCAGCUCAGCCUGCUGAUGAAGGCUCUGGACCCUGAGCUCCUUGACUACCUGGACUCCCAGGACAGUGGCUCUCUGUGCUUCUGUUUCCGUUGGUUACUGAUCUGGUUUAAGAGAGAGUUCUCCUUCGAGGACAUCCUGUCCCUUUGGGAGGUUCUUUGGACUCGUCUGCCCUGUGAAAACUUCCAUCUGCUGAUGGCCGCUUCCAUUCUGGAAUCACAGAGGGGGGAGUUCAUCGGCUCUGACCACGACUUCAACACUAUUUUGAAGCACAUCAAUGAACUGACCAUGAAGCUGGAUCUGCAGACAGUCCUACGAGGAGCAGAAGCUAACUACCUACAGCUGGCCUGCUGCAAAGAGCUGCCGGUGAAGGUGCAGGAGGUCAUUGGUCUGUACGUUCCCCCCAGCCCUGAUGACGAGACGAGCCCAGAAUCAGAGUCACACGAGACACAGCAGCUUCUCAGCCAAUCACAGGCAGCAGCUACGGAAACGAGCCAGUCAAGUAACAGCACUGCUGCUGCAGCAGCACGCCCUCGCCCUACCUACCCGUAACUCUGAAGGACAGGGUGAUUGACAUGAGGAGAGAAAGCCAUUAACCAAUGUGAGGUGUUUCAUAUAGGAAGAUAUACGCCCAAUGGCCAGGUUUUUAAACAUUUUUUUUAUUUUUUUUUAGGUACACCCAUCUAGUACUGGGUUGGACACCCUUUUGCCUCCAUAACAGCUUGAAUCAUUUGGGACAUGGACACGUUGCUCAAUUGAUAUCAAGGGACCUAACAUGUGCGAAGGAAAACAUUCCCCAUGCCAUUACUUUACCCGCCACCAGUCUGUACCGUUGACACCAGGCAGGAUGGGUCCAUGGACUCACGCUGCUUACACCAAAUCCUGACUCUGUCGUCAGCAUGAUGCAACAGGAAUCGUGAUUUGUCGCACCAGGCAAUGUUUUUCUACUCCUCAAUUGUUCAGUGUUGGUGAUUGCGUGCCCACUGGAGCCGCUUCUUCUUGUUUUUAACUGAUAGGAGUGGAACCUGGUGUGGUCGUCUGCUGCAAUAGCCCAUCCGUGACAAGGACCGACGAGUUCAGCGGUUCAAGAUGCCGUUCUGCACACCGCUGUUGUAUUGCGCCGUUAUUUGCCUGUUAGCUUGCAUGAUUCUUGCCAUUCUCCUUCGACCUCUCCUCAAAGAGCUGUUUUCGCCCACAGGACUGCUGCUGCCGCACCAUUCUCGGUAAAUCCUGGACACUGUCCUGCACAAAACGCCCAGAAGGGUGGCCGUUUCUGAGAUACUGGAACCGGUGCACCUGGCACCAACGGUCAUACCGCACUCAAAGUCGCUUAGGUCACUUGUUUUGCCCAUUCUAACAUUCAAUGGAACAGUAACUGAAUGCCUGCCUGCUUUAUAUAGCAGGCCAUGACACUCACUGUAGGAGCUAACCAUUUUUGUGAAUGGGGUGGUGUACCUAAUAAACUGGCCACUGAUUGUAUAUUGGAUGAUAUGGGGCAUAGGAGAGAGAGUUUGAUAAUGUACUGUAGUACACGAUGAGGGUUGCAGACUGUUACCAUCUCUGACAGACGGGGCAUUAUCCAGUGAACGGUGAGAGGUUGCAGACUGUUACCAUCUCUGACAGACGGGGCAUUAUCCAGUGAACGGUGAGAGGUUGCAGACUGUUACCAUCUCUGACAGACGGGGCAUUAUCCAGUGAACGGUGAGAGGUUGCAGGCUGUUACCAUCUCUGACAGACGGGGCAUUAUCCAGUGAACGGUGAGAGGUUGCAGACUGUUACCAUCUCUGACAGACGGGGCAUUAUCCAGUGAACGGUGAGAGGUUGCAGACUGUUACCAUCUCUGACAGACGGGGCAUUAUCCAGUGAACGGUGAGAGGUUGCAGACUGUUACCAUCUCUGACAGACGGGGCAUUAUCCAGUGAACGGUGAGAGGUUGUUUUUUCAUGAAUGUAACUAUCCCAAAAUAUUGAAAUGGUCUAUAUAUGCAGUGCAUUGUCUUUAUAUAAAUACCGCAAUACAUUUUUUUGUUUCCCUUAAUUGGAUUCACACAAAAUACUUGUCCAGUCAUUUAUAUUUCCAUUUGUGUACCUGUCUUGUGAGAAUUUCUUUGUCUUUAAAAAAAGAUUCUUACAAAUUCUUCUUUGUGUGAAAUGCUUCCAUUUUAAAAUUGUCUGUUAGAAAGACAGGGAUAAAACAAUUUCUCAGCACAUUUGUCUCUUUUUAAUGGUGUAUCAUUGUGGUCUAAACUGCAUUAGUUCUCCUGUUCCUUCUAUCCGUGCUCUCCUCUCUUUUGCUGUCCUUCUCACGCUAAGUCUUCUAAAUAUAAUAUGAAGAAUAAUCUUACUGACAGAGCAUUACAAGUACUAUAAAAUGCCUGCCUUAUAGAGUGUUAUACAUGCAGUACUAUAAUGUUUAAGGUUUUUAACUACCGGUAUUAUGUCAUAACAAUAUUUUCACUUACCUGAAAUUGCUGAAUCUUACCAAAUAAAGGGUACAAAAACAAUCAA